AUGGCUCUCUUUUUAUUUGGUCUCCUUCCAGGAUACCUUCCACUACCGGAAGUUCAGAUGUGGGGAUGGUGGAUAAAACAGAUCCUAACGCCAAUCAUUGCCGUGGUUGGAAUUGUGGGUAAUUCCAUGUCUUUCAUCGUUAUGAAGUCCAAGGCUCUCCGCAACAAGUCUUACAGCCAUUAUCUGUGCUCCCUAGCCGUGUUUGACAGCCUGACGCUGAUUGGACGUGAGAUCCUCAUGGCGGACGAGCUCAGGCAGCACAUGGGGAUGCCUAGUCUGUUCCAUGGAUUCCCGGACAACGCGUGCAAAGCGUACAAGUUCUGUGAGCACCUGUGUUACCUCAUGUCCUCGUGGUUGAUCGUUGCCAUGGCAUUCGAACGAAUUGUCGCCGUCUUUUUUCCGUUCAAGAAAACUUCGUUCUGUAACCAGAAAGUGGGCGUGACGCUGAUCGUCUCCAUGGUGAUCGUGUUGUCCUGCACGCAGCUGUUCAGGCCGAUGAUGGUGGUGAACAGCGAUGGUUUGUGUCGAGCCAGAGACGACUUCAAUCUGAUUUACAUCCAGCUGCAUACGUUCUUAUAUCAGAUCACUUUAAUUUUCACGUUGCCCACUUUACUUGUGCUCCUCUGCAAUGGACUGAUUCUCUACAAAAUUCACGAGAUUCGCAAAGCCACGCGAGACUACAGCGCCACGGCAACAACAACAACAACCACGUCGACGCGCCUGACCCACGGCUCAGGACCGCAGCACAAGACAACGUUCAUGCUGCUGGUGAUUUCCUUCACGCACGUGGUCUUGAUUCUCCCGCUGAUCGCUCUCACACUCACUAUUCUUGUGGUCACGAAGAGAGGCGGGAUGGACGGAGCGAGAUUCCUGUACGCCAUGAAACCUUACGGUGACGUCCUCGAGGUCAUAUCGGAACUCAACUACGGUGUGAACUUCUUCAUUUACGUCAUAUCCGGGAAAUCCUUUCGCCGGGAACUGCGGAAGCUCUUUGCCAGUGAACGACGUCACGUAUUCAGCAGUAUCCGAACCAGAGACACAAACAGUCGCUAG
Molecule: messenger RNA, 1053 nt
Organism: Liolophura sinensis
Lineage: Eukaryota; Metazoa; Mollusca; Polyplacophora; Chitonida; Chitonidae
Product: G-protein coupled receptor daf-37-like
Exons: 1
Coding region: 1-1053 (350 amino acids)
Biological process (GO): G protein-coupled receptor signaling pathway
Cellular component (GO): membrane
Molecular function (GO): G protein-coupled receptor activity
Source: RefSeq, a predicted model, not a curated record